Molecule: messenger RNA, 807 nt
Organism: Vanrija pseudolonga
Lineage: Eukaryota; Fungi; Basidiomycota; Tremellomycetes; Trichosporonales; Trichosporonaceae
Product: Mevalonyl-coenzyme A hydratase sidH
Exons: 4
Coding region: 1-807 (268 amino acids)
Molecular function (GO): catalytic activity
Source: RefSeq, a predicted model, not a curated record
AUGACGCCCCCGCCCCCGAUCCCCGACGACGUAGCGGUCCUGUCGUACCCCGCGCCGCACGUGCUCCACAUCGCGAUGAACCGCCCGAAGCGGCUCAACGCGAUAACCAACUCGAUGAGCCAUACCCUCGCGGCCAUCUUCGACUGGUUCGAGGCCGAGCCAGAGCUGCGGGUCGCGGUGUUUGGCAGCACGUCCCGGCGGGCGUGGUGCGUCGGCGCCGACCUGGGCGAGUGGUCGCCAGAAAAGUCGUUCACUAUGCCGCGCGAUGGCGUCGCAGGACUCAGCAAGCGCAUCACGAAGAAGCCAGUGAUCGCCGCGAUAAACGGCUUCGCAGUCGGCGCCGGGGCCGAACUAGCCCUCGGCGCCGACCUGCUCGUCGUCGGCGAGACCGCGACGCUCGGCUUCCCCGAAGCGAAGCGCGGCACGACCGUCAUGGCGGGCGGCGUGCACAAGCUCGUACGCGUCGUGGGGCACUACAAGGCCGCCGAGCUGGUGCUUACGGGCCGCGAUAUCCCCGCGGCCGAGGCGCUCGAACUCAAGCUGGUCAACUUUGUCGUUGCCGACGACGAGGUCGAGGCGCGGGCGUUGGCUUUGGCCGUGGAGAUUGCGGGGAACUCGCCCGACUCGGUGCAGUGCGGGUUGUAUGGUAUUCGCCUCACGAACGAAGUCGCAUCCGUCACGCAGGCCGGAGUCCUCUUUGCCGACUCGGCAGGCAUGCGCGCCGUCAACCACGGCGAGAACAUCAAGGAGGGCAUCAAGGCGUUCCAGGAGAAGCGUGCGCCGGUGUGGCGGCCGUCCAAGUUGUAG